AGUGUCGCGAUUUUUCAUCUCGCUUCAGGUGGAAAGCUACAAUGUUGUGAAUGAAAAUAAUCCCAAAUGCCACUGCGUGGAAAUGAGAAUUAAGACGGGUUGAAGCAUUUGAUUAAACAGAAAAAAUAGAAACGCAAGGUUGUGUUGUGUGUGCUGUGCGGUGAAAGCAGAUAAGGCCCCCGAGAAGCUGCACUGUGCGUACGGGGUGAUGCAUAUUGCAUCUCAUUGUGGGAGAUAAUACUACACCAGCGAGUGCUUCACGUGUGGUGUUUCGCAAAUUUCGCAUAAUCUCAGUGCAGCUGACGGAUUACUGGUCGUGUGUGUUUUCCGUCAACCUGGUUCCUUUCGGCGGUGGCAAAUAGCGAAUGUUGUUGUGCCGUGACAUUGCUCAGCGGGAACGUGUUACUGGGUCCUGCGGUUUGGCUCAUUGCCUUGCGGACGCUUAAGAUUACAGUAGCCCAGCCGAGAAACCAUGGAAGAUUACAAAUUUCUGUUCAAAGUCGUCCUGGUGGGCAAUGCGGGCGUCGGUAAGACCUGCCUGGUGCGAAGAUUCACGCAGGGUCUCUUUCCACCAGGCCAGGGUGCAACGAUCGGGGUGGACUUCAUGAUCAAAACGGUCGAGGUGGACAAUCAGAAGAUAAAGCUACAAAUUUGGGAUACGGCCGGGCAGGAACGGUUUCGAUCGAUCACGCAAAGCUACUAUCGAUCCGCAUCCGCUCUUAUACUAGUGUACGACAUUAGCUGCCAACCCACGUUCGAUUGCUUGCCGGACUGGUUGCGAGAAAUCCAGGAGCACGCAAACUCCAAAGUGCUGAAAAUCCUUGUCGGCAACAAGACGGACCGGGACGAUCGUGAAAUACCGCAGGAGGUGGGUGCUGAAUUUGCGAAACAACACGGCAUGUACUUCCUCGAAACGUCCGCAAAACAGGCGGAUAAUGUGGAGCGACUGUUCUACGACAUUGCGGCCGUACUAAUUGAGCAAGCCCGCACGAAAGAGUUUACCUUGCGCAGUGAAACAAGCGUGUUGACGAAUCUCUCCCAAAAGACGAUCUACCAUCCGAGCUGCUGCAGCAUCGGCGAUCGGAACCAUGCCCGUAGCAGUAGCACCAGCGACGCACACUACUCGGACAGUUCCGGUCCGGCUAGCAUCGGUAGUAAUAGUGGUAAUUUUAUCACCCAGCAGUAGGGCACUAUGCAGAAUAACGAAUCGGAACCAAAAGAAGAUGACAAGAUGACAAGCCGGUACCACAAGUACGUAACACCGCCAGGAACUCAUCUUGGGGAGGGGAUAUAUGUGUGCGUGUUUUUUAAAAACAGGGGAAUGUCUGUUCCGAGCACAACGCGUCAUCACGUGCACACAAAAGACAUGAGAUUUUGAAAUGGUACCAAAUAGCAGAGGAAAAAACAGGAACCCAUUAUGUGUGCGGAAUGGCUGGGAGUUUGCAACAGGGGAUCGAAAUCGUUGAUGUAAGAUUUAAGGUUUUAGACUAUGUUCCUGUGUUAAUUUUAGCGAUAAAUAAAUGAAUUUACAGA
Molecule: messenger RNA, 1533 nt
Organism: Anopheles moucheti
Lineage: Eukaryota; Metazoa; Arthropoda; Insecta; Diptera; Culicidae
Gene: Rab30
Product: ras-related protein Rab-30
Exons: 4
Coding region: 473-1186 (237 amino acids)
Cellular component (GO): trans-Golgi network
Molecular function (GO): GTP binding; GTPase activity
Source: RefSeq, a predicted model, not a curated record